Messenger RNA from Rhineura floridana, 1899 nucleotides. Its product is annotated as zinc finger protein 501-like. Lineage: Eukaryota; Metazoa; Chordata; Lepidosauria; Squamata; Rhineuridae. The transcript has 2 exons. The coding region runs from base 383 to 1819 and encodes 478 amino acids. The record is from RefSeq and is a predicted model, not a curated record.
UGGAUCCGAAGGGGAGGGAGGUGGCAAGGCUGAAAGACACAAGCGUCUCCUGGCCCUCCUCAGACUGAAGAGCCCCCCCCCAAAACUCACCGCUUGGCAGCCAACCUGGGGCUGAAACACAUUCAGAGGGGUGGGGUGUCUAAAGGAGGAGGUUCAUAAGAAGGAAAAGUGCUUUCAAUGGUUUUGGCCAACUACCCUUUCGAUGAGUAGGAAGAGCACAGGUCUCAUUUGCAACAGAGAAAACUGAAUGUUUAUUUUGUCCAGGAAGGGGCUUUCAUGAUGACCAGCCUUCUGGUCCCUGCACAGAGAAAUCUAACAGAUAAAGGAAACAGGGUUUAGGCUAACCUAAGCUGUUCCCUCGAACCCUUUUUUAAAAACAUCCAUGGCAUUUUUAUUUUUAAUAUGGGGAAGGGUCACAGCCAGAAAGGGGCUUCCCGCCUCCCCUCUCUCUCCGUGCGAAGAGCUACUGUGCUCUUUAAGGGUUAACAGACGACAACAGAGUCAAAGGAAAGAGAGCAAACGAGGGACGUCCCCUUCCUGCCCCGCCUCUCUGCAAGAAAUGCAGGGUGGAAGCGCUUGGAGCCCCUCUUCGGGCGCAGCGAUGUUGGAGGGCGGGGUUGCACGGGGUGAGCCUCGAAACAAAGGAUACAUCUGGGGGGUCAAGGCUGAGGGAGAACCAUCUGAAGUAUCACUGGAAAAAGCUGAGGAGCACGUGCAGGAGCAGAAACUGAGGAGUCAAGAUGGAGCAAAGAGACAAGAGGAGAGACAGACUCACACAGGGGACAAAUCUUAUAAAUGCUUGAGGUGUGGAAAGAGCUUCAAUCAGAGUAGCCACCUUACUGCACAUCAAAGAUGUCACACAGGAGACAAACCUUAUAAAUGCUUCGAGUGUGGAAAGAGCUUUAGUCAGAGUGGUACCCUUAGUAUACAUGAAAGAACUCACACAGGGGACAAACCCUAUAAAUGCUUGGAGUGUGGAAAGAGCUUCAGUCGGAGUAGCUACCUUACUUUGCAUCAAAGAACUCACACAGGAGACAAACCUUAUAAAUGCUUAGAGUGUGGAAAGAGUUUCAGUCAGAGCGGCCACCUUACUUGGCAUCAAAGAAUUCACACAGGGGACAAACCCUAUAAAUGCUUGGAGUGUGGAAAGAGCUUCAGUCAGAGUGGCACCCUUAGUAUACAUGAAAGGACUCACACAGGGGACAAACCUUAUAAAUGCUUGGAGUGUGGAAAGACCUUCAGUCAGAGUGGCACCCUUAGUAUACAUGGAAGAACUCACACAGGAGACAAACCUUAUAAAUGCUUUGAGUGUGGAAAAAGCUUCAGUGAGAGAUGCACCCUUACGGUGCAUCAAAGAACUCACACAGGGGACAAACCUCAUAAAUGCUUGGAGUGUGGAAAGAGCUUCAGUCGGAGUAGCACCCUUACUUUGCAUCACAGAACUCAUACAAGGGACAAAUCUUAUACAUGCUUGGAAUGUGGAAAGAGCUUCAGGUGGAGUAGCGCCUUUACACAACAUCAAAGAACUCACAGAGGAGACAAACCUUAUAAAUGCCUGGAAUGUGGAAAGAGCUUCAGUCAGAGUGGCACCCUUACUUCACAUCAAAGAACUCACACAGGGGACAAACCUUAUAAAUGCCUGGAAUGUGGAAAAAGCUUCAGUCAGAGCGGCCACCUUACUUGGCAUCAAAGAACUCACACAGGGGACAAACCUUAUAAUUGCUUGGAGUGUGGAAAGAGCUUCAGUCGGAGUAGCUACCUUACUUCGCAUCAAAGAACUCACACAGGAAACAAACCUCAUAAAUGCUUCGAGUGUUGAAGAGCUUCAGUCACAGUAGCAACCUUACUUUGCAUCACAAAACUCAUACCGGGGACAAACCUUAUAAAUGGCUUGAGUGU